AUGUUACCGACCGCAACUCGCCUCCAUCUGCAGAGACUCCUCCUCCCUGCUCUCUCCGCCGCACUCCAACAUGUGCCGUUCCUGCGCAGCGACCAGCCGGGCACCCACCGUUUCGCCAAGCGUGAACUCACCACGGGGACGACGGUCGCCUUUGGCGUUCUCAUCCCCGUCCUCGUUAUCUUGUCUGGUAUAUUUGCCGGUCUAACCCUCGGCUACAUGUCGCUCGACGAGACCCAGCUCAACGUGCUGAGCAUCAGUGGCACUCCGAAGCAGAAGGAGUACGCCAACAAGAUAAAGCCGAUCCGCAAGAACGGCCACCUCCUCCUCGUCACACUUCUCCUCGCGAACAUGAUCACAAACGAGACCCUGCCCGUCAUCGCGGACCCCCUCCUCGGCGGCGGCGCCCAGGCCGUCGUCGUCAGUACCGCGCUCGUCGUAAUCUUCGCCGAGAUCAUUCCACAGUCGUUGUGUACGCGUUAUGGGUUGUAUUUCGGCGCCAAGAUGGCGGGAGUCGUACAGCUCCUCAUUUAUGCCUUUGCCAUCGUUGCAUGGCCAGUCGCAAAACUACUCGAACUUGCGCUGGGCCCCCACCAUGGUAUAAUUUAUCGGCGUGCGGAGUUGAAAGAGCUCAUUGCAAUGCACUCUGACGCCGGUGAGCUUGGUGGAGACCUGAGGAAAGACACCGUCAUGAUUAUCGGAGGCGCACUCGAUCUGCAAGAGAAAGUCGUAAAGCAGUCGAUGACGCCGAUUGAGAACGUGUUCAUGCUAAGCAUCGACGCGAAGCUUGACUACGCGACGCUGCGCGACAUCUGCAUGACGGGCCACUCGCGUGUGCCGGUAUAUGAGGAGGUUGACAUCCCCGCGCCGACGGCAGUAGCGGGCACGCCCGUUGUGAGAGAGACGAGCAAGCCGGGCGCCAAGGACUCUGCUGAGGCUCAGACGAGCGCGGGGGGCGCCUCGCCGGCGAAGACGAUCAAGGCGAAGAAGAUCGUUGGGAUCUUGCUUGUGAAGCAGUGUGUCCUGCUCGAUCCCGCGGAUGCCACGCCCGUGCGCAAGAUCCCACUCAACAAGGUGCCGAUCGUGCCGCACAACGAGUCCCUGCUCGGUAUCCUCGACAAAUUCCAGGAGGGCCGCUCCCACAUGGCGAUCGUGUCCCGCCUCAGCGUCGCCCGCGCGCAGAGCGUGAAGAAGGCCGUCAAGCAGGGCCUCACGCAGCGCCUCCGCUCCGCCAUUCGCGACACGGAUUCGAGUAGCGAGGAUGAGUCCAGCAGCGACGAGGACGCUGGUGCAUCACAUAAGCGCUGGACCCUGCGCCGCAAGAAGAGCGACGAGAGCAAGAGCAGCGGGAGCGCGAACGCAACGACACUCCGCGAAUCGAGCCACGGCGAGGCGAGCGAGGAGGAGGGGUCCACCUCGAUCCCGAAGAAGAUGCGCGGGCUUAGCGCGCGUGGCCGGAGGAAGCGCAAGGUGGCGAAGCCGGAGGACGUCGACCUGGAGAUGGGCGUCGUGAACGGCAAGGACGGCAAGGACGAGAAGAAGGAAGAUAGCAAGAGUAGGAGCAGGCUGCCGAGCCUGUCCGUCCCACCCGCCCGCGGGUUCUGGGGCCGUGAACAGGACAUGCCUGCUGAUGCUGUUCUGUCGACUGAAGGCGCGGAAGAGUUCUUGCAGAGCGUCGAUCCGGCUGUCAUGCCUCUCGGUAUCAUUACGCUCGAAGAUGUCCUCGAAGAGCUCAUCGGCGAGGAGAUUUACGACGAGUUCGAUCCCCAGGGACACCCGGAGUUGUCGUAUGCCGGCGGCGAGUCUAAGCCCAAGCCUCAGAAGUCCAAGGUCCCGGGAGGCGCGGUUGUUCGUCGCAGGCGCUCUGCCCCUCAGCUCGCUGCUUCCUCGGAGAAGAACGCUCCGGAUAGCGCGGCUGCGCCCAUUCCGGGCAAGACUUAUGUGCCGCAGAUCGUGAAGCCAUCCGCGCUGCGCGGUCUGAAUCCGCUGAACCUGAAGAACCUCAGCAAGAUUUCCCGCUCUCGGAGUGCCCCGCCUACGCCCAGAGACAAGGCCGGUGCUCGUCCCAAGGACGGAGACAGCACGCCUGCCCCGGUCCCUGAAGGCGAGGUCGUCGAGUCUCCUGAGCCUACCCUCUCCGAGCCUAGCCCCGACAACCUGGUAGAACAGGAGAGCGGCCCUGCGCCGUCAGAUGCUCCGGAUGUGUUCGUGGAGGCGGACGUUCCCGCUGCGCCUGUAGCUGUCCCGGAAGUCAUCCACGUCGAGUCUCGGGCGCGCUCGCGACUCUCGCCGCCCAGCUCUCCGCGUCUGGGUCCAUCUGGGGCUACGGGUCUAUCGCCUCCCUUGCUCGUUGCGUCGAGUAAGCCCAACUCGCGCAGCGCGUCGCCCUCGCCCUCUCUGGAACACGCGAUCAUGCUCGAGCGGAAGCGUCGUGCUGCGUCUGCCGGCGCUGGGUCUAUGCCCGCGCCGAAGGGCCUCAGAUUCAAGAGCAGUCCGCUGACGGGCGAGCGCACGGGCCUCAUCGUUGCGGAACACAUCAAGCGAGAACGGAGUGCGGGCGAAGAGGACGGGUCAAUACCGCGGCUCGAGAAAGACAAAGAGGGACCGGAUAUAGAGAAGAACGAGAGUGUGGACACGAGUAAUCAGGAUUCAUGA
This is a messenger RNA of Rhodofomes roseus, 2652 nucleotides long. RefSeq lists its product as uncharacterized. Gene Ontology annotation, cellular component: intracellular membrane-bounded organelle. Gene Ontology annotation, biological process: magnesium ion homeostasis. The transcript has 6 exons. The record is from RefSeq and is a predicted model, not a curated record. Lineage: Eukaryota; Fungi; Basidiomycota; Agaricomycetes; Polyporales; Fomitopsidaceae. The coding region runs from base 1 to 2652 and encodes 883 amino acids.